GAGUAUAUGCUCCUGAGUGUUACAAGUUGACUAAUGUGCAUGAAUCCGUGGUUUGGUUUGUAUUACUGGGGAUGUGAACAUUGAGAACCGGGACUCGGUUGCUAAGGCUUCCCCCUCAUGUACAGACGCUCCCCGUUCCCCAUAUUUUAGAGCAAAGAAAGAGACUAGAAGUGGAGACUGCGGGAAGGUGUGUGACUCAGUGGUGCCCGUGACCGCGAGACCCGGUGAGGCUGCGGGUUCGUGCGUGAUUGCGGCAUGAUGGUGUGUGAUCCUCUCUGCAUCCGUGGGGCGUGCGGGACCCCAUGGUGGUGGCACGGUGGCACGCAAUGUGUGUGUGACUCUGUGGGACUUGUGAGUGUGGGUGAGGACGAGGAGCAGAGUCGUGUGUCCCUACCACCAUGGCACUGGGUGUGACCGUGUAAGGGUGACGGCAUGACGACAUGACACCCUGAGAGCGUGUGCCUUAUUGACAGUUGGGGAAGGUGUGCUGUCGGGGCGUGACUGUGGGCUCAGGCGACCGUGUGAACUGCGAGAGUGUGGAUGGGUAUGGUUGCGUGACCUUGUGUGUGGCCCCCCCGCAGGUGGUGGUGGGCCAAGGGUUACGUGACUGCGUGAGGGACUGCAUAUCGACGUGUGCAUGUCAUUGACGGUCAUUCUUCCAGCCUCUGCUUGAUGCCCAAGCUGGUGCUGAGUGAUGCUGGGGACCCAGGGGUGACCGCAGGCCAGUGGGGAGACGAGACCUAGUGACUGGGCGGCUGACACGGCAUCACGAGAACUGUGGGAAGCCGUGAUUGUGUUGCUCUGUGAGUGGAGUUGCCUGAAGUCCGGGCCCACGGCUGUGUCACUGUGGAUGACUGUGUGGGGAGUGUGACCACGGCUGGGUGCCACGGCUGGGUGGGAUGGGUGGGACCGUGUGAGAGCCUGUGACCCCGGCUCCGUGACUGCUCUUCCACGUGACCCUGGGUGACUCUGAUCCUUGCGCGCCACUGGCCGCCACCCCCCGCCGGGUCUCUGCCCCAGAGCUCCCCCUUCUGCUCCCUGGCCCCGCCCUCUCCCACCACCCCAGGCCGUCACCUCUUCCAGAGCUCAGGCGGAGGCUGUGGAGGCGACAGCCGCUGGAGUGAGUGAUCGAGAGCAGAUCUGGGGACAGGCCGGACUGCCCCUACUAGACCAGACCCUUCGCCCCCCAUGCCCCGCCGCCCUCACGAUGCCGAACCGUCCGCCUUGGCGGCUGCUACUGCUACUCUCGUGGUGGGGGCCGCUGCUCCGGAGGGCGGAGGCUCUGUCGGGCAGACGGCGGAGGAGCUGUACCAGCGCUGGGAACGGUACCGCAGAGAGUGCCAAGAGACACUGGAAGCCUUGGACCCCCCGGCAGGCCUCGCCUGUAACGCGUCCUUCGAUAUGUACGUCUGCUGGGACUACGCUGCCCCCAACGACACUGCCCGUGCGUCCUGCCCCUGGUACCUGCCCUGGCACCGUCAUGUGGCUACAGGCUUUGUCCUCCGCCAGUGUGGCAGUGAUGGCCAAUGGGGAUCUUGGAGAGAUCAUUCGCAGUGUGAGAACCCAGAAAAGAAUGGGGUCUUUCAGGAUCAAAAGCUGAUUUUGGAGCGGAUGCAGGUCAUGUACACCGUGGGCUACUCCCUGUCCCUGGCCACACUGCUGCUAGCCCUGCUCAUCUUAAGUUUCUUCAGGAGGCUGCGCUGCACUCGCAACUACAUCCACAUCAACCUGUUCACAUCUUCCAUGCUGCGGGCGGCGGCCAUCCUCACCCGAGACCGUUUGCUACCUCCACCUGGCCCCUACCCUGGGGACCAGGCCCCUGUCCUGUGGAACCUGGACCUAGCUGCCUGCCGCAUGGCCCAGAUCGUGACCCAGUACUGUGUGGGUGCCAACUACACUUGGCUGCUGGUGGAGGGUGUCUACCUACACAGUCUCUUGGUGCUUGUGGGAGGUUCCGAGGGGGGCCACUUCCGCUGCUACCUGCUUCUCGGCUGGGGGGCCCCCGCGUUUUUCGUCAUUCCCUGGGUGAUCGUCAGGUACCUGUACGAGAACACGCAGUGCUGGGAGCGGAAUGAUGUCAAGGCCAUUUGGUGGAUCAUACGCACCCCUAUCCUCAUGACCAUCUUGAUUAAUUUUCUCAUCUUUAUUCGCAUUCUUGGCAUCCUUGUGUCCAAGCUGAGGACGCGACAGCUGCGCUGCCCGGACUACCGCCUGAGGGCUUCCUGGUCAGCGUCCUGUAUUGCUUCAUCAACAAGGAGGUGCAGUCGGAGAUCCGUCGCUGCUGGCACCGCCGUCGCCUGCGCCACAGCCUCGGGGAAGAGCAGCGCCAGCCGCCCGAGCGCGCCUCCGGGACCCUGCCCUCGAGCUCAGGCCCCUGCCGGGUCGCCCCUGACCGCGGCCUGUCCUUGGGGACCCUCCCAGGGCCUGGGGACGAGGCCAGCCGGGUCUCGGAAAGUUACUGCUAGGCAGCGGGGAUCCUGUGUCCAUUCGAGAUCGCACGUAUUUAUUGAGAGCCUACUGUGUACCAGGCCCAGUGUGGAGGGCGCUGGAGAAACUGGGGUGCGGUGGGAGGGGGGAAACAAGGUCCCCGUUCUCCUAGAGUUCACAGUUCACAAUUGGGGGGGGGGCAGCAAAGACAGAACAUCACGUUAGACACACACUGUGGAAUGGCUAAUGAGGAAAAAUUAGAAGGGAGCCUAGGGUGGUCCAGGAGGGCAUCUCUGAGGAGGUGACACUUAAGCCCAUGCCUGCAAGGGGUGAAGGAGACCGCUUUGGGAAGAAGAUUCUAGGCAGAAGGAACAGCAUCUGCAAGGGCAGAAAAGCUUGGUGCUGCCUGAGGAAAAGACAGGAACAGACGGUGCCGUGUGAUGGAACAGAUUACUGGGGGGGCAGGAGAGGCAGCUGCGGAGGGGUGUGAAGUGGUCGGACUCUGGCGCUGCUCUUCUAAAGGUAGAACUGAGGAUUUGCCACCGUUUCGCACGAGGGAAGUGCAGCAAGAGAAGUCAAGGAAGACUCCUAGGUUUGGGAUGAUGGCAAGAGAGGGAGAUGGGGUUCAGGGUGGGGAGAGCCAGGAGUGCUCUUGGGACAUGUCAGGCUGGGGAAAAGGCCCUGGAGCUCACAGGAGAGGUGAGAGCUGGAAAGAGAAAUAUGGGGCAGCACUGCAGGGGGUGGGGGGGCAGAAAGGAGGACUUGGUGUGUAGACUAAACAGGAGCCAUUCAGGGCAGGACUCAGAGGAACUGGGAGAAUUGGGGAGAAGCUGACAGCCUGGAUCUGGACCACCUGUACACACACAAGACUCUCACUCCUAAAUCCAUCCCUGACUCAGAUCUACACUUAGAUUCAGUUAGUACCUGGGUGUUGUUUUCCUUAGGGUCCCCAGCCCCCUGGACAGAUGUGCCCCAUAGCCCCUGAGGAGAGUCCUUCAAGCAUGGGGUUGUGCUGGGCCCCCCUCAUGGGUUUGGGGGGGUGCUCUAAGGCACGGGCCUUGUAAAUCAAGCAUGUAUUUUUGUGUAUGGGAGGUGGGUGGGAGGACCAUCUUGGCCAGGCCAUCAGGAGAAAUGAGAGGUGGGCUGCCUGCCCGUGGUGGCCUUGCAAUCUCUUCAGCCAUGUGUUGCCACAAGAACACGGGACGCUAUGCCGCCACUGUCCCCCAUGCCUAAGAGAAACCCCUAUUGGGAUUGUUCAUGUGAUCUCCCGAUACUUAAC
Mirounga angustirostris (Northern elephant seal) is the source of this 3706-nucleotide messenger RNA. It is a transcript of the gene GIPR, whose product is annotated as gastric inhibitory polypeptide receptor. NCBI's taxonomy places the organism in Eukaryota, Metazoa, Chordata, Mammalia, Carnivora, Phocidae. The record is from RefSeq and is a predicted model, not a curated record. Gene Ontology annotation, cellular component: plasma membrane. Gene Ontology annotation, molecular function: G protein-coupled peptide receptor activity; peptide hormone binding; gastric inhibitory peptide receptor activity. Bases 1189 to 2652 code for a protein of 487 amino acids. Gene Ontology annotation, biological process: adenylate cyclase-modulating G protein-coupled receptor signaling pathway; cell surface receptor signaling pathway. The transcript is spliced from 13 exons.